This is a messenger RNA of Papilio polytes (common Mormon), 728 nucleotides long. RefSeq lists its product as uncharacterized. NCBI's taxonomy places the organism in Eukaryota, Metazoa, Arthropoda, Insecta, Lepidoptera, Papilionidae. The transcript is spliced from 3 exons. The coding region runs from base 139 to 681 and encodes 180 amino acids. The record is from RefSeq and is a predicted model, not a curated record.
UGACAUUGACAUUUUGAUCGAGUUGCGGUUGCGUUAAAAAAAACGUAACAAUAUCAAAGCAAACACAUUGCAAAGUAAAAAGAUAGUUAAUUAUAUCUAAAUAUUAUAGAAAAAUAAAUGUUUUAAAUUAAAACCAACAUGCCGGGUUGCGCUUUGCGGCAUUGCAAAACUCGUUACGAUUCAGGCCCGAGAUUCAGCUUGUUUUCAUUUCCACCAACACGAAAUGAAGUAUUCGAAAAGUGGAUACAAUUUGUUCGAAAAGAACGACACGAAAUCCACUGGUUUCCAUCUAGUGCAUCAAAAUUAUGUUCAAAACAUUUUAGAAUGGGUGACAUGCACUUUGGUGUGUCUGGUAGAAGAAUCUUAAGAAGAGGAUCGGUACCCUGUGAAUUUCAGAAUGAUGAUAAGGAAGAUAUUAAAAAUCAAAUAGAAUUUGUUGAAGUCCCAGACGGAUGUAUAGAAAUGAAACCAAACAAAGAGAAAAUCGAAACAGAAGUUACAUUAAAAGCUCAAGUUUGUCUGUUAGAAAAAAGAAAAAUAAUCCAUAUUAACAAAAUAAGAAAAUUAUCCCAGCAAAAUAGAUAUUUUAAACGUAGAUUAUUGGAAUUAAAGGAUUUGGUUAGUUUCUAUAAAAAGAGAUAUAAAAUGGAUAGUAAUGUAUCAAGCAAUGUACAAAAUUAGAACCAGUUGUUAAAAAAAUAAAUUAUGUUAGGUUAAAUAAUUUUUAA